AUGACUGCACCUCGUAAGCUGGAGGAGAGGCGCGUCGCCGCAAUAGAUAUAGCCAGGUCUGUACCAGAAAAUGUCACCUCACAGUACAUACCAUCGCCGAUCCAUGAAGACACAUGCGGUAGACAUGGCUUGACCGCAUCCAACGGCAGCAUUGAUCGAUAUGGCGAAGGCCUCCAUGCUAUCAGACGGGACGCAGGUAUCAGGCUGACCGCUGCGGCACCUGCAUAUGGUGACGUGAAUCUUCCUGAGCUGUUCAAGACAGAACAGCUGACAACGGUGAAAGAGAACAAUGAAAGGUCGGACCACGAACACCUGCAGGAGCGUUUCGAUGUGCUCGAACAAGAGAUUCUCGAACAAGAGAUUUUGAGCAUAUGUACAAAGUGGCAGGCAGCGUUGGAAUCGGAGUGUACGAUGGGCAUUUGUCUUGUGGAUAGGGCAUUAGAAGACCAAGACCAGGAGGUAGAGCAGACUGCGGCAAAGAUCUCUGCAGAGCGAUCGAAACACAACCGGCGCACGAUAACCACCAGAGCAGCCCGAGAGCCUGUCUCGACUGCAGUCCGAGACUAUCGAAGGGUGCUCCGAAAUCGUCCUGCUAGCAUCGACGGCCCUUUGCAGAAUGACCAAGGACAGUGUGUCGCAACUAUUGAUGGAAUGGCAAGUUACUCGUACAGAAAACUCGGGAAAAAUUACGCUGAAGAAAUUAAGAAUGCCAGAAUGUCAGCCAUGCCGAGGGAUACGGGAAGGGGAACACUUACAGAAACAUGCAAACACAUCCUCCAUUCUUCACCUUCCGAAUCCACAAGCGCAUCGUUGAUGCAAGUAACCACAGCACGAGGGUGCAUCAUGGAAGCCUCCGUUAGCCACAACCCUCCUCAUUUGCAAUGGCGCGAGCAUUAUACUCAGGACGAAAAUGCGCACACAGUGCCUUUGGUAAUGCGAACGCUACAAUGCUUACGGCUGUAUCGCGCACAGACCGCAGAAGGUGGAUCAUCGACAAACAGUCUUGAGUGUCUCCACUCUACCAGCAGGGGACCUGUGGAUGGACUGCUUCCUUUCGGCAGGAAGCUCAGCGAACUCACGAGAACGCUUGUGGAUCUGUUACAGAAGUGGUCUGCCUUCCACCCAAUAUCACCGGAUCAUCGGGGGAAGGACCAAGGGAGGACAAUGAUCGCACUUGAGAAGAGUCAAGCUAGUCCUUUGUUGAAGACGCUGAAGAGCAAUCUUGUCGAAGAACAGAUGCGAGAUGAAGAGAACAUAUCACAGAGGGCAAUCAACGAUGUCGGAGCAGAGCAGCAUGAUGGAGAGAACAUACAACGACGGGCAAGCCUAUACGUACCAUUUGACGACUCUUCAGAUAUCUGGUCUCUCCCUGCACUCGUUGCCCCAGCCUAUAUCCUCCCCAAUAUUUCCGAGCGCCCUUCCCUCGAGCCGUUUAUGACGAAUGCCAUGAACGAAACUACGCUAGAUGAUCCUUUCCGAGCGGGUUCGGGGACCUUGGUCGACGAAGCUAUGGGCCGAGUUGAAACAGGCGGCCGUCAACAUUUGCGGGUGGUCAAGACCAAAGACCCGCUCCGACUUCGCAGGUUGGCCUUGAGCAAUGUUGCACGAGAGUAUGGGUUAGCUGUACCAAGAGUGCAGUCCUGGCGAGAGGAUAGAAUGAUUAAUGCCGGCGUGCAUCAUCGACUGGGAGGCAACGAUGACCCGCCCGCUCUGGGCGUGCGCACACGUCCCCACGUUCUUCCACCUCCCCCUUUCACUGCAAGGAUCUUCCGUGCGAUGGUCGAGAAGCUCGCACAACGUCCGUGGCUUGCGAUCAUCAACGGGCACCCCAUCGACCUCGCGCGCAUCGCGGCGGGGUGGCUGUACCGCGAGGCGAGCGGUGCACGUCUGCGCAUGGUAACCGGUAUCUCGAGUGGGAUGGGUGGGAGGAAUGGCUGCCGCGAGGAUGAGGACGAGCGCACGCCUGUGGGCAGCUGGCCCCGGUUUCCCAUGUUUACCUCUGCGACUCUCGCGGAGAGUGCGAGCGAAGAUGAUAAUGUGCGGCAUAUCGGGAAUGCGAAGGGGGUCGGUGGUGGCAGUGGCGGUGCCGUGGGCACCCGCCAGUUCCGCUAG
Molecule: messenger RNA, 2112 nt
Organism: Laetiporus sulphureus 93-53
Lineage: Eukaryota; Fungi; Basidiomycota; Agaricomycetes; Polyporales; Laetiporaceae
Exons: 8
Coding region: 1-2112 (703 amino acids)
Source: RefSeq, a predicted model, not a curated record